This is a messenger RNA of Kazachstania africana CBS 2517, 1569 nucleotides long. RefSeq names its product gag protein. Gene Ontology annotation, cellular component: cytoplasm. Gene Ontology annotation, molecular function: RNA binding. Lineage: Eukaryota; Fungi; Ascomycota; Saccharomycetes; Saccharomycetales; Saccharomycetaceae. The record is from RefSeq and is a predicted model, not a curated record.
AUGCCAACGACUCCGGUCGAGAGCAUCAGGCACUCAGUCGCAAACAAUUCUGGAGACAUCAGACAGCCAAGUAAUCCUCCAUACACCACUGGAGACCCAUUCGUCAGGACUACUCUUCACGGCUCUCCUAUGUAUGUCAAUCCCACAAUGUUUGCUAAUCAGUUUCAACAAUAUGAUAUGAAUUUUCAACCUUACCCCCAAGGAUUUGUCUAUCCUCCUCACCAUAUAAACGUUCAACAUGGUGUAGCCUCAUCGUCAUCCGAUCAUACUCUACACGACAUCAUAAGCAACAACGGCAUCGAUCGCCCAUCACAUGCUAACUCGAACCACGGCACUAUGUUAUAUAAACUUGCCGACGCCUCUGAAUUUCAGGACUGGAUCAAAGUCUUUUCUGCCUUUAUUAAGGAACACGGCAUGGAACAUGUCCUCCCAGACGCACAAGGUGACCCUACUACGGAACCCACAGAGUCAGAAGAGAGAUUUCUCACUCAAGUGUUUCAAUACUUUGUUCCAACUACGACUUACCCACAAUGGUUCAAAACGGAGUUACGUAAUAAUCUUACCUCAACGUACGAUGUCAUUGAAAUUGCACUAUCCAAAUAUGAUGUAUAUAUGCGCGACUAUGAGAUUGCGAAGAAACUCAACAAUAUCCAUUACGACGGUAAAGAAAAUCCAAAAUUAUUCAAGAAACGUGUAGCGAAAUUACGUAAAAUAGGUGAAAAAAUCGGCAUCACUACCACUGAUCGUGCUAUAUGUGACCAAUUGAUCACUACUUUACCCACUGCUUACAAGCCAAUUGUAGACGAUUACCGUAUCCAUUAUCGAUCUACAACUUUAAACGAUAUUCUCAAUAGUAUUCAACAAUUCAAAAUAUCGCGACCGGAUACAUCCUCUUACUCUCCCAAAAACACUAGACAACAGAUUUCUACUAGUGCUCCUACUAAAAAUGUUCCUUCCAAGACACAAACAACCGGCAAUACAACUAAGGCCAACAACCCUACUAACAGUAACACUAAAGCACCUAGGCGUCGCAAUGUGAACUACAUCACUCAUGAUGAGCCCAUUGAACAACUUGAAGUGCUUGGCAACGAGGAUCAAAUCCAUCCUGAAGAGUUAUUGAUAAUUGACUCUGGCGCGGAAAUUUCUGUCGUUCAAUCCAGUUCUAUGUUAAAUAACACAUUCAACCCAACCCGUGACAUUUUAUAUGAUGCGGGCUCCAAGGAAUUAACCGUUGAAUCUGGUGGCUACUUAUGUCUUUCUUUUGAUACUGCUUCAUAUCGUAUCAAAGCUCUCGCUUCACCUGAGAUCUCUUGUAACAUUCUAUCGCUUCACGCACUAGAACGAGCAAGCAUCUCAGUGGAUCUGAUUAAUCGUGUACUCAUUGACAAGAAGGGUAACAUCCUAACCAAACUAAUAGACUACGGACGUUAUGUCUGCAUUCCGCUAUCAGUCAUUUGCACGACUCAGGUGGUUAAUAAUGUUCGAACAAAAUUCGCUAUGAAUUUCUUUCACAAGCUCUUCGGUCACAUCAAUAUACGCGAUAUCAAAAAACUAUCAAUAAGGAUCUGA